Molecule: messenger RNA, 162 nt
Organism: Trichoderma asperellum CBS 433.97
Lineage: Eukaryota; Fungi; Ascomycota; Sordariomycetes; Hypocreales; Hypocreaceae
Source: RefSeq, a predicted model, not a curated record
GACACUGCAAAUAAUCUCAUUGAUUACUUGCCCAGCAAUAGUAAUACCGCACUACCCAAACUGAGACUGACUGCACGGCCACUGGUGAUGGUGUACAUAAACCUGCCCACGAGGAUGACACCGAUACCUGCAGUAUCCCACAUCCGCACCCGACGGCAUUAU